Messenger RNA from Nerophis lumbriciformis (worm pipefish), 1744 nucleotides. Its product is annotated as E3 ubiquitin/ISG15 ligase TRIM25-like. Lineage: Eukaryota; Metazoa; Chordata; Actinopteri; Syngnathiformes; Syngnathidae. Gene Ontology annotation, molecular function: zinc ion binding. The record is from RefSeq and is a predicted model, not a curated record.
UGUGUGUGUGUGUGUGUGUGUGUGUGUGUGUGUGUGUGUGUGUGUGUGUGUGUGCUUGUGUGCCAUUUCCCCCAUACGCUCUCGCCAUGCCACGACGUGUCCGACCACAACCCGUGUAAACACCCCGCAUUCAGAGUUGAAAGUCUCCAGGGAAAAGACAUCGGGCUCGGUCGGAUAGGGACCGGUGAUUUUAAGAGCACGAAGACUCGCGCGGAAAAUCCAAUGACCCGAGGCCAAAGAUUUCGUCUCCUAAGUAGCGCUGAACAGAAUUCUUCUCUCACUCAACUCAGCCAUCGUCGGCUGGAAUAAGCAGACAUCUCCCGUCUCAUAUCUGAAAACGUAUCCAAAAGAUCCAUCCAUCCCGGAAGCUUCCAAACCCCAUUUCUCACGCAAAGACUCAGAUGCCGGUAUCUGAGUAUGACACAGAAAAACCUUACCUUUCUGAGGAUGGCUCAUGGCGGGGUGGUCCUGGACAAAGACCAGUUCGACUGUGCGGUGUGUCUGGAUGUCCUGAAGGAGCCAGUGACCAUUCCAUGCGGCCACAGUUACUGCUUGGACUGCAUCAGCAGCUGCUGGGACAAUGAUAGCAACGUGAACUGCCCUCAAUGUCGGCAGACUUUCAACCCGCGGCCGGUGCUUGGCCGAAACAUCUUACUGGACGACAUGGUGGGAAGAUUUAAGCAGGCCGUGGCGGGUCGAACUCUGGCGGAGGAGGACGACGUGGAGUGCGACCUUUGCCCGGAGAGGAAGUACAAGGCAGACAAGUCGUGCGUGGAGUGUUUGGCCUCGUUUUGCGACCUGCAUAUUCAACCACACUGCCAAUCAAACGAGUUUAAGACACACACGCUAAUUACGGCCUCCAAGAGGGUCCAGGAGUGCGUGUGUGGUCAACACAACAGGCUGCUGGAGAUCUACUGCCGCACGGACAAGCAGUGCAUCUGCCCGCUGUGUGUCAUCGACCAACACAAAGGCCAUGACGUCGUGAUGGCGGAGGUGGAAAGACAAGAGCAACAGAAUCAGCUUGGUAAGAUGAAGCACGACUGUCAGGAGAACAUCCAGCAGGCACAGAAGAUGGUUGAGAAGUUCAAAGCAAAACUCUCCUCUGUCAAAGACUGUGCCUGGCAGCUGACGAAGAUGAAUGAGGAACUCAAAAAGAUAAUGACCAGCUCAUUGGAGUUGAUUGAGAGGAUCCACAACAUUGAGAAGCUGGUGGUCAGUCGGGUCGAGCAGUCGCUGGAGAAGACAGACAUUGUGAUCAAGGAGCAGCAGAGGAUGUGUGUCCAGUUUGACAAGUUGGCAGAAACUGUGAACCACGUACACUUUCUCCAGAAACUUCCGUCCCUGAAAGCCUCGUCUACGUCCUCACCUCUGCCAGACUUCAACUGGAUCCUUUUCAAAGAUAUGUACUUCCACCAGGAGUGGAUGUUGAAAUACUACAAGGAAGGAUUCAAUGACAUUUUUGAAGAAGUACAAGACAUCGUCUCACGUCUUACCCCCGCCCCGUCGGCCCAGGCAGAAGCAGCGCCCCCGGCCCGUGUCACACCUCCCGUUCAAAGGGAAGCCGCAGGAGAGGACUUGCUGCCGGAGCCGGAGGUGACACAGGGUACUCCUCCAGAGUCCAGUUAGUGUUGAGUACAAGGAAGCACCUUCUUCCGAUGGAUGGAAAACAAAGAGUCAUCAAAACAAAGACUUCCAGUCGGCUCAUGGACCCACCACCUAGGCCUCCCUCCGCCCUCCCGUGACG